This is a messenger RNA of Dendronephthya gigantea, 2376 nucleotides long. RefSeq lists its product as uncharacterized. NCBI's taxonomy places the organism in Eukaryota, Metazoa, Cnidaria, Anthozoa, Malacalcyonacea, Nephtheidae. The coding region runs from base 120 to 2222 and encodes 700 amino acids. The transcript has 8 exons. The record is from RefSeq and is a predicted model, not a curated record.
GCGGCGAUCAAAUGAAAUGAUAGGCGAGAGAAGCUCCUUGUUGUAAAUAAACAAAUGGCUUGGAAUUUUCAUUAAAAUUUGGAAAAUUGUCGCGUCAACUUAUCUUGUAGGAUAUAACGAUGAUCUGGCCAAGAUAUCUGUUUUCGAUUCUGUUACUACUAGUCCUAUAUACCUGCUCAGCUCUCGCAAAUGUCGACCCGAAAGCAAAGCAAGAAGUUUCAAAGAAUGGCCAAAAGCGCCUCGAUAUACAUGCAAGCAAAUGGAGAGAAGCUCAAAACGCAAUAAACAGUCUCAUUGACGAAAGCAUAUCAAACGAAGUAGCCAAAGCAAAGAUGGAAGUUAAAGCGUUGUUGGAGAAAAAUAUAGCCAAACAUUUGCAUGAAGCAAGCAGACAAGUCAUGCACAGCAGGCUGUCACAAAAUGAUGAGUUGGAACCAACUACCGAGUUCGUUGAAGGUUCACGUGCCUGUCAAGACGAGAUUGAAAACUGUGCUGCCUUAGCUGCCUCCGGCGUGUGUGACACGUCGAGAGCAGCAAUGAAGAAGCAUUGUGCACGAACAUGUGAACUGUGUGACGAUGAAGGCGCAGACCUUCCACCGGCUUCACCAGCACAUGGGCAAUCUGCAAAUAGCGACACGUGGACCAUCAUUGGUGCUAAUGGUGAGAGGUUCACGACAUCAAUCAAAGACAUCGAAAGUGGUACACGGAAAGCCUCGAUCACUUCAGCGCAAGUCGAACGCCUCUUGGAUUAUGUUAAGCACAAUGCACCGCAUUUGAAACUCGAGAAAGUCAAACCAGGCGUACUGAAGCUGAUAAAAAUACCGGAUAAGAAGCGACCAACACCUCAUAAAAUCACACUAAAACCACAAAAGGAUAAACCUAAGAAAGUCGAGAAACAGAAAGAUGCACCAGAAAAGACCAAACCCAAGGAAGAAAUUCAUCCUGACAACUACUGGAGAAUGAAAGAAGACAAAAACGAGAAGAUUGACUUUAUGCCUAAACAUCCAAAAGCUAAAGGGCCAAUGAUACAUUUCGAUCUCUCUACCAUUGCAAAAGACAAGCCAGGUUCGAUGGCGAAGGCUGUUCAUGUAUACAAGGACGGACCAUCGGAUUCGUUCGCUGUGCAUCAUGCAACAAAAUCUAAAUCAGAAGAGUACUUGAAACACAUUUGUCAUCCCAUGUGUAAGAAGACUUGCAUUUCGUCUUGUGCACCUGGAUGUUGUGCUGGUGAACACCAUAAGUCGUUUCCACUGUACCACAGAAAAUCCAGUCACUGCCAUCCGUACUGCAAGAAGCACUGCAUCUCCUCCUGUCCACUCACCUGCUGCGCAGAAACGGAAACCGUCUCCAAGACGUGGAAGCACCCGCACGUUCAUCACAUCAAACCCGGAUGUCAUCCGUUGUGCAAGAAGAACUGCGUUCCUUCCUGUCCCAAGGCAUGCUGUGCACCCAAAACUCAAGUGCGCAAAUCUCACUGCCAUCCACUAUGCAAGACGAAUUGUCUUUCUUCUUGCCCUCUAAGUUGCUGCAGCCGUAAGGACCGAUUGAAGGAGAAAUGCCAUCCAUUAUGUCGCAAAACAUGUCUGCCGGCGUGUCCGGGUGAAUGUUGUGCGAAGGAUGCAAAGGGACACAGAAUGAUCAUGAAAAGUAGUGACCAAAAAACGAAAGCUGUUGCAAAGGUCGCGACAAGGAAAACUUGCCCUGGAUUGUGUCCAGAUUCUUGUGCUCCGGCCUGCCAUGACGGUUGUUGUAGCUCAAAGAAAAUGACCUUGUCUCGCAGUAAACCGCUGGUACACUCGGUCCCCUCAGGUUGUACAGCGAACUGCGUUUACGAAUGUAUCCCUGGAUGUCCCCCAGCAUGCUGCACGAAGUCCCUUGGUGCACCUGAGGUUUCAAGAUAUACAUAUAAACAACCCGAGCCAGAAACUCCCGAUCCUGCUCCGGUUAUGAUUUCAUUUCCGCAGCCAUUUAUUUCGCCGUAUAUCGAACAGCCUCAGAUGAAUCCGCAAGAACAAGCUCAAGCUAUGUACAGUGCGGAGGAACAACUAACAGCCAAGAAUACAAAUUCCGCAAGUGCGGACAGCCAAUCAGUGAACGCCAACGCUGUCAAUCAAAACCAAGGAGAUUCAACCGCUCUUUUCGCGCCAAAACAUUGCCCGUCAUCUUGUCUGACACACUGCAGCCCUGAGUGCGUACGGUCUGAUUGCUGUGAUUUGGAUUAGUUGGCUGCAUGUCAUGCGACGCCGAGAGACAAUAAGUAACAUAAUUUGAGGAGUGUGACUCAGAUAUUAAACUAUGUUAAAAAUUGUAGAUAAAUCAAACGUGUUUAGGUUUCAAUCUGUACCCUAACAAUUAUAGCACAGUAUUGAUUGAAGU